Messenger RNA from Macrosiphum euphorbiae (potato aphid), 813 nucleotides. NCBI's taxonomy places the organism in Eukaryota, Metazoa, Arthropoda, Insecta, Hemiptera, Aphididae. The record is from the annotation of a GenBank genome assembly.
AUGCUCCUGGCAAAUCUAGCACAAACUUUGGAAUCUCAAGAUGACAAGAGUACACAGGCGCACAGGCGACGUCUAUUUUGGCUGUGCAGAAGAACGCCUCAGAUCGGAUUUGCUGCAACAGACAAUGUGGCGAUUUUAAAACUCAUUGAUGCAGGAGUACCUAAAGACAACAUUGUGUUUAUAAAAACAACAAUGUUUGUUGUAAAAAUGAUUUUGCCACUUGUUGUAGUGAAAUACACGUCUGGUCCAAAACCGAUGAACGUUUACUUAACAGCAACACCAAUCAAAUUACUUUGGAACAUUUCAUUUUUGGUGUUUAUUUAUUAUACGCCGAAAUUGAUAACAAUAAAUGGAUCUGUUAGUAUUCCAAUAUAUUACUAUGUACUUUUAGUAUUUGUAUUAUCAAUACAUGAUAUUAUAGAUACCAUUAUGAUUGUGUCUUUAUUAGCCUUUUUCUCUCGAAUAAGUGAUUCACGUUUUGGUGGUACCUACAUGACGUUAUUGAAUACACUUUCAAAUUUGGGAGGAGCAUGGUCAUCUCCAGUCACUAUUGGAAUGAUAGAUAUUCUAACCUUUAAACAAUGUUCUUUAGAUAAUAAGAACAAGAAUAAUUGCUCAACUCCAAAUCUAAAAAACAUGUGUACAACAAUUGGAGGUGAUUGCGUUGUUAUAGUGAACGGGUAUUACGUAGAAACGGCUGUGUGUACCAUCAUCGGAAUCAUAUGGUUUUGUAUUUUCAGAAAUAUCUUUAAAAAUGUUCAAACUAAGGGCCGUUCUUAUUGGUUGGUCAACAUAAAGAGACAAAGAAAAUGA